CAGACAAUUAUUUGGAUGUUGAAGUUAUGAUUAAAACUACUAAAAAAGUUGAAUUUUAUAUAUGGAAAUCACUACUUCACAAUAUUCAUCCUGCAUAUGAUAAAAGUAAGCAUUGGGCAUCACAUCUUAUCAUUAAUCCUGUAACUAGCAAACCAUGGUUUUUUUUAAAUAAUUUAAUACAUGUUUUCAAGAAGUUAAGAAAUAAUGUUUCUAAAAGUCACACUGAUAGUAAUGAAGACAAAAGUGCUACUAAAUUGACUAAGCAACAUAUAUGGCUUACUUCUUGGAGUAAAAUGAGAGUAGACUUUGCAGAGUAUACAUUAUCAUUUGAUUUACUUAUCCUUCAACUCUUUGAAAAACAUAUUGAAUAUGAGCCAAAUAUUCUAACUUAUAUUGAUAAGAAUCUUAUAAGCAAACAACUUUUAAAGAAGCAAUUUAAUAGCCUUUUGCAAAUAGCAUAUGAAAAACAAGAAUCAUUUUUAGAAUUCACACUUAAUUAUAUAGAAUUAUCAAAAGAAACAGAAGAUUAUUUGUUAAUGUGUUCAUUUAGUUUGCAAGAAAAUGUUAAGACAAUGAAUACAGAUUUAAAAAAUAAUGUAAAAAAAGAUAAAACUCCUAAAAUAAAAGCUAUAACAUUUAAGAAACGAAUGCUACCAAAAGAUCAUCAUUUGGCACUUG
Molecule: messenger RNA, 678 nt
Organism: Cetraspora pellucida
Lineage: Eukaryota; Fungi; Glomeromycota; Glomeromycetes; Diversisporales; Gigasporaceae
Source: the annotation of a GenBank genome assembly